AUGGCAAGAAGCGUUAUAAGGAUUAGAGCUGAUUGGCCAAAAGGAUAUUUUAGGAAGGCGGAAGCACUUGUAAAACUUGAAAAAUAUGAUGAAGCGAUUGAAAAUUAUUAUAAUGCAAAAUUAAAGGAUCCACAAAAUCACCAAAUAUCUUUAAGAAUUGCAAAGACAUUAAUAUUAAAGGAUAAUAAAGCAAUGGGAUUGGCAAUUUAUACACUUGUACCGGGUCGAGAUAUUUGCCUAUCAAAAAACUCUUCAAUGAUAACGAGCCCAAUACAAAAAAAAAUUCAUGAGUUUGCAAUAGAAAUGAAAAAUCUUAUUCAUCUGAUAGUAGAUGUCGAAACUAAAAAGUGUGUUGUAAUAGACGCUUGUUGGGAUAUUGAUGGGAUUUUAAGAUUUAUUAGAAAGAAAGAUUUAAAUUUAGUUGGUGCAAUUGUAACCCAUUAUCAUUUUGAUCAUGUGGGAGGUUCACCACCGCCUCCAUACAAUCAACUGCCAAUAAAAGUUUCGGGUCUUUACACCCUAAUGAAACGAGCACCAACAAUAUCAUGCUACAUAAAUACACUAGAUCUCCCAUAUGUUCUAAAAUCAAAUCCUAAUCUUUUAGAAUUCCAACAACCACAACAUAAUCAUCGUAUAAUACCCACCACGAAUCAAUUCAUAUUACCGUUAGGUAAUCUAACAUUAUUGAGAUUUUUGCAUACACCAGGUCACACUGAAGGAAGUCAAUCAGUGUUGGUGAAUGAGACAAGAUUGUUUACGGGUGAUGUGUUGAUGUGUAGUUGUAGUGGUAGGGUUGAUUUGCCAGGUGGUAAUCAAAAAGAGAUGAGAAAAACGUUGAGAGAACGAUUGGCUCGGUUGGAUGAUCGUGUUAUCAUUUAUCCGGGUCAUGAUUAUGGUGGUGAUUGGACUACUGUUGGACUUGAGAAAAGAAAAGGUGUUAUUGGUAGAUUAAAAAAACAUUUGAGUGUCUAA
Molecule: messenger RNA, 972 nt
Organism: Entrophospora candida
Lineage: Eukaryota; Fungi; Glomeromycota; Glomeromycetes; Entrophosporales; Entrophosporaceae
Source: the annotation of a GenBank genome assembly